Mauremys reevesii (Reeves's turtle) is the source of this 2545-nucleotide messenger RNA. Its product is annotated as serine protease 53-like. Gene Ontology annotation, biological process: proteolysis. The transcript is spliced from 21 exons. The coding region runs from base 1 to 2319 and encodes 772 amino acids. Gene Ontology annotation, molecular function: serine-type endopeptidase activity. The record is from RefSeq and is a predicted model, not a curated record. Lineage: Eukaryota; Metazoa; Chordata; Testudines; Geoemydidae.
AUGGAAUCUCUCAGCCUUCGGCAACUGCUGCUGAUCGGGAUCUGCCUCCAGCAAGGAGCAGCAGCAGCAGGACCAGCUUGUGGCCAGCAGAGAGUCUAUAGCCGGAUCGUCGGCGGGGUCAAUGCCCUGAGAGGGGAGUGGCCCUGGCAGGCCAGCCUGCAGCUCCGCGGGGAGCACAUGUGUGGAGGGACCCUGAUCGGUGACAAAUGGAUUCUGUCAGCUGCUCACUGCUUCAUCGGGAAAGACACGACCAAGGACCCAUCCGCCUGGAAGGUGGUGCUGGGGCGUCUGCAGCUGAAUGGUGGCCCGUUACAGGGCGUAGUGCGGAACGUGUCCCAGAUCAUCACCCAUGAGCAGUACAAAGACUACACCAAGGGCUUGGACAUCGCCCUGCUGCGGCUGGCUGAGCCUGUCUCCUUCAGCCGUGACUUAGGCCCCAUCUGCCUGCCCUACCCCAACCACCGAUUCGCCUUCGGGUCCCAGUGCUGGGCCACCGGCUGGGGCAGGGUGAAGGAGGACAUGACCCUCCCACCCCCCAAGCCUCUCAAGAAGGUGGAGCUGGACCUGCUCAGUGCAGAGACCUGCAACUGCAUCCACAAUAACCUGCGCCAGAAGGAGCUCUCCAGCCCUGCCGGGCCAGGGCUGAUCUGUGCCGGGUAUCAGAGUGGAGGCCAGGGGCCCUGCCAGGGCGAUUCCGGGGGGCCGGUGGCCUGCUCCGAGAACGGGACGUGGUUCCAGGCUGGGAUCAUGAGCUUCUCAGUGGGCUGCGCCCAGCCCCACAGCCCCAUCCUGCUGACCGAGGUCACAGCCUACACCGGCUGGAUCCAGAACCACACCGGGGGAGCCUCCUUCGCUGUCCAAACUGUGCCGCCCCCCUUCAGCAGCGACCAUGGAAAAUGCAGAGGUUGCGGGAAGCUGAAGGGUCAUGAGCUGAGUGUCACUGCCAAGGGGCCUUGGCCCUGGUACGUGAGCCUGCAAUCCGGGGGGCAGCACGUCUGUGGGGGAACACUCAUCGCCGAGAGCUGGGUGCUGGCGGCCGCUCACUGCUUCAUCGGGCGGCAGGAACCCGCCGACUGGAAGGUGCUCCUGGGUGAGCGGCGGGAGGGGGCAGAGUCACGCUGGCAAGAAGAGAGAGGCCUCCAGAAGCUCAUCCUCCACGCAGCCUACGUGAACAUGACCGAGGGCUCUGACAUCGCGCUGCUGAUGCUCGCCAAGCCAGUGGUGUUUGGGGAGAACAUCUGGGCUGUCUGCCUCCCCUACGACACACACCGAUUCCAGCUUGGCAGCACCUGCUGGGUCCGGGGACGGGAGAAUGCUCGGGCGCCCGCACCGCAGUCGCUACAGGGCGUGGAGGUGGAUCUCAUGGGACCUGUCGCCUGUAACUGCGCCUACAACCAGAGCAGCUCAGCUGGUGAGGCAGUGUCCAUCCUCCCAGACAUGCUUUGUGCUGCUCAACAGGAGGCAAACACCAGCUGUGAGGGCGAUGAUGGGGGACCUCUGAUUUGCAAUGAGAAGGGCACCUGGUUCCUGACUGGCCUCUCCAGCUUUGGCAAUGGCUGCGGGAGGAAGAGACAGCCCGGGGUGUACACAGAAGUUAGAGCAUACGAGAAAUGGAUCAUGGACAUCACGCGGGAUGGUUACUUUGCCAAGCAGCCCAUGCCAGUUCCAGCGGUCGUAGAAGAGGACAGAUGCCCAAUGAAGCCUACUCCAAGUUCCAGUGGAGAGGGGGAAAAGCCAGUGCCAACUACUGGUGGUACCACAAGAGGGGAAGGUUCCAGUGGAGAGGGGGAAAAGCCAGUGCCAACUACUGGUGGCACCACAAGAGGGGAAGGUCCCGGUGGAGAGGGGGGAAAGCCAGUGCCAACCACUGGUACCACAAGAGGGGAAGGUUCCAGUGGAGAGGGGGAAAAGCCAGUGCCAACUACUGGUGGCACCACAAGAGGGGAAGGCCAUCCAGAGCCCAGCUCUGCCUCCACCACCCGUUCUAGUGUGGUACUGGGGGGCACCGAGCUGCAGGGGGUCCCGGUGGAGACGGAGAAAAGCCAGUGCCAACUACUGGUGGUACCACACGUGGGGAAGGUUCCAGUGGAGAGUGGGAAAAGCCAGUGCCACCCGGUGGUGCCACAGAAGAGGAAGGUUCCGGUGGAGAGUGGGAAAAGCCAGUGCCACCCGGUUGUGCCAAACGAGGAGAAGUUUCCAGCAGAAAGGGGCAGAAGUCAGUCCCACCUGGUUGUGCCAAACGAGGGGAAGGUUCCAGUGGCAAGGGGCAGAAGCCAGUGCCACCCGGUGGUGCCAAACGAGGGGAAGGAAAAAAAGUGAAGGGACAUAAAGGAAAGAACCAUGUCUCUUAGCCACCGACCCACAAAAGAGAAUUCUGCUCCCCCCACGCUCCGUCUGUUUGCUUCACCCAAUGGAAGAUUGUCACGUGCUAAUCGGCAGCUCUGUCUAUUUCCUGUGCCGUCCCAGCUGCUGAGAUGUGGAAUCAGGCACGAGAGAAGCCACUCGCCUUCAUUUGUGUUCUGAUCCCUUCCCAGUGGGAUCUCCU